AUGGUACAAGAAGACGAAGACUUUAAUGAUGAAGUAGAUGGUGUAAUAGCUGAAGACAAUGAAAAUUACGAGGUAGCAGGAAGCGAAGAAGAUGAUGACGAUGUAGUAGUGUAUCCUUCAUUGAGCUGUUUGAUUUUCAAAAACAUCGGUUGCAACAGUCAAUGUGAAGUGAUCAGCGACGCCUUUGGCACAAAAUCCACUGGAAUUUGUAACGACGGAAAUAUUUGCGAAUGCAACGCCGAAAAAGGAAUGUCUUUCGACGACGAAGACGCUGGUAAAUUCAUCAAGAAUGGUAAACCAAACUUCACCGCUAUAAAAAAACACGUUUCCGACAAAGUAUCCGAAACUCUGAAAUCCUCCGAUAUCAAAAACUUAUCAGUCCUGAAAUAUAGACCAAUUUUACUCGAUGUUCUCAAAGAAGUCAAAGACGAUUCCGAUGCUUUUGACCAACUAGCACUUGACAUUCGUCGCACCAAAAAUAAAUCUUUGGGUGAUGUUCUAAACCAGUAUUUGAAAAAAAAUAAACUCAAAGAACCAAUGGAAAACACACAGAACCAACACAGUGUAGCUGAUAUCAUGGCAUACUACGUAGUUGACGAAUUAGUCAAGAAAGUCGACGAGAUGAAUUCCACCAAAAGAUUUAACACAUCUACCAGAAAACCUGCCAUGAAAAAUGGAAAAACUCCACCCAAAAAAGUAGUCAAUGAUGAAGGAAAUCCUCCAUCUGAGGAAGCAAGUAAGACACCUGCCAACAAAACAGGUAAUCCUUCCUCAAUGAAAGAUCGUUUCACGCUCGAAGACUUCGACCAAAGUCAACUGAAAGGGUCUGAUUCACUGGAUAAAAACUGGACAGGAGAUGGAUACAACGUAAGCUAUCAAAGAAGUGGCGAAGGUGACAUAAAUUUAAACUGGACCAAAGGCCAGGACCAAGUGACUAUACAAAGGAGUGCCACAAAAGACCUCAAUCAGACUUGGAACUUCCAAAACGAAAACGUUAGCGUGACUAUAUCUAAAACUACAGGCGGUGAUAUCAAUGAAAGCUGGAAUUUUGGUACGUUGAAAUACAAAUGUUUUAAAUCCGGCGGCAGAUUUCCCAGCGCUGGUUGGAGCAGUGGUAAUCGUAAAUCAAAUGAUGAAAUGUUAAGACAGUAUCAUCGAUAUAUUGAUUCUUGGUGUGAUGCUAACAAUUUCCUCAUCAAACGAGAAUAUUGCGUCAUUUAUAAUAAAUGAUUGCAUAAGCAUUAAUCAUUAAAUUGUUACCUAUCCAUUUCAAGAUGAAACUUGUAAAAAAUAUUAGAUACCUACCUAGAUUCUGAUAAAACCAUAAGUAUUCAA
Messenger RNA from Planococcus citri (citrus mealybug), 1335 nucleotides. RefSeq lists its product as uncharacterized. The record is from RefSeq and is a predicted model, not a curated record. Lineage: Eukaryota; Metazoa; Arthropoda; Insecta; Hemiptera; Pseudococcidae. Bases 1 to 1230 code for a protein of 409 amino acids. The transcript has 3 exons.